Closterium sp. Naga37s-1 is the source of this 1674-nucleotide messenger RNA. The record is from the annotation of a GenBank genome assembly. NCBI's taxonomy places the organism in Eukaryota, Viridiplantae, Streptophyta, Zygnematophyceae, Desmidiales, Closteriaceae.
AUGGCAUCUGCAUCUGCUAUGGCGCCGGCUUGGACGUCACGUGGACCAUCGAUCGUGCAUCAGCACCUGCGCUUCUCUUUCAACGUGCUGCUAGGCGUCAUGACCACCAUGCUUCUGCAGCAUCUUGCGUACCGGUUCUCAGCGCCGUUCCUUCGCGAGGCUUCAUCAGGCGUCGGCGGCACUGCCAUGGCAGGCAUUGCAGCGCAGCCACGAACUGACAACAGCAAAGGUGUGAAGCAAUUUGGUGUCCGAGCUCCUACGGGCUCUACGCCAGCCGAUCUUUCGCGCGCCAAUGUGAUUCUCUCGGAUCUCCGCACUAAGCUUGAUGCGCUGGCAAGACGACUUCCCACACUAUCUGCGGACGACGCUGAUUUCGAGGCCAUUGGGCACCCAGAGCCAGAGGGACUGCAUCUCGCUGCUCACCCAUUUGUCGACGCUCUUCCGCUUCCGGAGGAGACCGUGUUUCGCCGGGACGAGCCUCCGAUCUACCAGCACCUACGCGAGCAGAACAGCCUGCAGAGGCAAACGCAAACGGCGGACAGCGCUGCUCCAAACGAUGCGGUAACAGACGGCAGGGUAGUGCGUGAUCCGGUGACUGACGGCGCUGAGGACGCUGAAGUUGCAGAUCAGGCUGGCGGUGCUGCCGGAAACAGGGAUUUUCUCACAACGCUCUCGACGGAUCAAGCAUUGUCUGGUGACAUUUCGAGGCAGCUUCUGAGCGAUGCCUCGGCGAACAUGACGGUCGAAGCAUCUGGUCUGCCUGCUUCUCGGAGAGUGCCGACCUCUCCCAAGUAUUUUCUCUCCGCCAUGGUGUACAAUCGCGUCUUCCGCGGCGACCGUCUCAAUUUCUCAUCUUUUGAAAUCUGGCAGUGGGUGGCCUUCACUCGGCUAGCCGGCGUGGAGCACGUCUUCUGGUACGACUGCGCGCACGACGCCUCGGAACGCCAGUUCGAAGCCCUCGGGCCCUUCAUUCGCGCGGGCUACGUCACCUACCUCCCGCUGCACCGCAUUCUCAGCGCCGCGUACAACGUCUUUCCCGAGCAGAACGGCGCGAUUCUGCACUACCUCAACAAGUAUCGCAACGCGUCCACGUGGGUGGUCUUCUGCGACGUCGACGAGUUCGUUUUCGACCCUCGGGAUCUCCGCGCUGGCUUCCUCUUCCGCUUCAUGCGCAACGUCUCGCUCGCCGAUCCCUCCGUCACCCAGGUCCUCGCGCCAAACAUUUUCUUCGUAGGCAACAGCGAAGCCCCUCGCUCCUCCCUGCUCUUCCGCCGCUUUACUAAGUGCCAGCACUUAGCGGACUGGCGGCAGCACCUGCAGCGCUCCAAGCCCAUCGUGCGCGUGGCAGCGGUGGAACAGUGGGCGGACAUGCGCGUUGCGCCGCAUUUCUUCCCCAUGGCCGUGGGCGCAACCGAGCGCGCGGACCCCGCGCAGCUACGCAUGCACCACUACUGGGGGCCGCGGGGGACGGGGUUUGGCGCAGAGACAAAGGAGUUUGCAAAAGAAGUGGAGAGGGAUUUGACCAUUCAGACGUUGGAACCGCCUCUCAAUCGAAUGUUGGACCCGGGCUUGCCGUAUCUCACCUACCUGGAGGCGAAGCGAAGGAUCCUGGAAGCAGCAGACAGUGCCAUGCGGCUCUCGUACACCCUUGCUGACCCGUUUGAAUGGCGUUGA